AUGCCAUCGCCACCAAAGCCUUGGGAAAGAGCAGGAGGAGCAGCAGGAGUCAAUCCAACUAGUACACCAUCGUCAGCUGGUCCAUCUUCGUAUACAUCGACCACCACAACUAAUUCCAUGUCAACUGCCGGAGCUCCUGCUGUCCCUGCUAGAACUGGUGCGGUCAGUACUGUAUCUGGCCUGAAUCGUCCUGCAAUGCCGUAUGGUUCAACGUACGGACAAUCUGCUUAUGGCUCCUCAUACGGCGCAUCGCCAUACUCAUCGAGCUAUUCAUCGCCAUAUGGCUCAACGUACGGAAGUAGUUAUGGCGGUGUAGGUGGUUAUGGAUCUACGAUGGGAAGUUAUGGAUCGACCAUGGGCGGCUACUCCUCGCCCUACAACCGAUUUGGAAGCUCGUAUGGUGGCGCUAGUGCUUACUCUAGUCCAUACAACAGAUUCGGAAGUAUGGGAGGAAUGGGAGGAGGGUACUCUGGAUAUGGUAGUCCAUAUAAUCGAUUCGGUGGUGCUCCAGGAAUGCCAGGUCAACCAGAAGAAAUCAGUUUAACACAACGAAUGGAACAAUCAACCCAGAACGCAUUCAUGGUAUUGGACAAUAUAGUACAGGCAUUCGGAGGUUUCUCACAAAUGCUUGAAUCAACCUUCCAUGCUACGCAUUCGAGUUUCAUGGCAAUGGUUGGAGUAGCAGAACAGUUUGGCCACUUACGGAACUACUUGGGCCAAGUAUUAUCCAUCGUGGCUCUGAUACGCUAUGUUCGAGAUAUAGGAUACCGGAUAGUAGGCAAAGCACCACCAGCAAACCCAGCCGAAAUAUCAACAGAUAAUUUUACCAAGUUUGAACAAACAUCACAACAGUCCACACGACCAUUAUGGCUGUUUGCAUCACUAGUAAUAGGUCUACCAUGGCUCAUUUCUCGCCUGAUUUCAAGUCUAAACAACAAGAGAUUGGAAUCUGUAGCAGCUGGUACAGGUUUACCUGGUACUGCAGGUGCACCAGGAGAGCCUGGUAAAGACCCAAAUAAUCCCAAUGUCGCUAAUCCUGCUGGGUUGAUUGGACCAGAUGGACGACCAUUGACUUCAUCGCAAAUACGACAAUUGGAAUUCUGUAGAGGAUUAUAUGAUUUCAAUGGCGAAACACCCGCAGAAUUGACAUUUAGGAAGGGUGAUGUGAUUGCUAUACUGAGCAAAAUUGAUCCUGCUACGGGUAUGACUGGAGAAUGGUGGAGAGGAAGAAUGCAGUCGGGUACAAUUGGAAUGUUCCCAGCCAACUAUGUAGAGAUAAUUGAUAAGAAGACACCAUCAUCGUCCGGAAUGCCACCUGCAACCACUGACAGCCGAGCCGGCAAUCCGGCAUUAAACCCAGCUGCUUUUGCUGAGAAUAAUAAUACCAACACUAGCAUCAACACUCCUAGCUUAAAUCCUACCGAUUUUACAGCACAAUAG
Synchytrium microbalum is the source of this 1440-nucleotide messenger RNA. RefSeq lists its product as uncharacterized. The coding region runs from base 1 to 1440 and encodes 479 amino acids. NCBI's taxonomy places the organism in Eukaryota, Fungi, Chytridiomycota, Chytridiomycetes, Synchytriales, Synchytriaceae. The record is from RefSeq and is a predicted model, not a curated record. Gene Ontology annotation, cellular component: peroxisomal membrane; peroxisomal importomer complex; peroxisome. The transcript has 5 exons. Gene Ontology annotation, molecular function: protein binding. Gene Ontology annotation, biological process: protein import into peroxisome matrix, docking.